AUUUGGGUGCCAUCAUUCCAAGAUUCCGAUGGCGAUGGAUACGGUGACAUGCAGGGUCUUAUCAACCGAUUGGAAAAUCUACGAAAGAGCGGAGUACAGACCAUUUGGCCCGUUCCCUUCCUUAUUUCCGACGAUUUCUCGAAUGCAAUUCGAAAUUUCGAACAAAUGGACCCGAAGUUGGGAGUGAACCAAGAUGCUGACAAGGCAAUUGAAAGUGCCCAUUACAACGAUAUGAAAUUCGUAAUCAGCUUACCUAUUGCAACAACAUCAACUGAACAUGACUGGUUCCUGAAAUCAGCGUCGGCCAGUCUCCCGGAGAACAGGAACUAUUCCGAUUUUUACUUCUGGAGAACUGAAGGAGGUUCGGAUUUACUUGCGGAACACAAAGGAGCGUGGUACUUGCACGAAAAGGGCAACCCUAAAGCGGCUGUUCUCAAUUGGCAGAAUUCGAACGUUCGAUCUCAUAUGUUUGAUGUUUUGUCGUCAUGGAUUGACCGUGGUGUUGAUGGAUUCUACCUGGUAGGUAUCGAAUAUUUGUCUCGCUCAGCGGAUGGCUUGGAGCCGAAUUGGCCCGGGAUCGCGGAUGUGAUCAGCGACAUCAGGAACCAUGUCGACUCGUUCGUCAACGAAAGUACAAAAGCAGAGGGGAGGAAAAUCGCUCUUUUUGCAAGUCGAGACGAGGCAAAGGAGAAGGACAAGAAGCAGCUGACGAUGAGUGGUCUUGACAGUGUAAUCAACUACGAGCUGGGGCAUGUCAGCAAGAACUCCGAAAUAUGUCAUCGUAGCGAAGGCUCAGUGGCGACUUGUGUUCAUGAGAUUCUUUCCGACAUCCUACUUUUCCACCGCAACAACCCAUCCGUGUGGCCUCAAUGGGAGUUCGGUAACGCCUGGCUGUCCCGUCUGGCUUCCCGUGUGGAUAGUCGUGCCCAUAGUGAACUGCUCAUCAUGACACAAUUGGUGCUACCAGGAACUAACAGUUACUACUACGGUGACGAACUGGGAAUGAAGAACCUGCCGAAUGAUUCAGUGGUGCCACCCCAACGUGGAGCAAUGCAAUGGGAUGACUCGGCUUACGCUGGUUUCUCAACAAAAUCGAAAAUUCCAGUCAAUUCUGAUUACAAAAACAUUAAUUGGGAGGUAGAUGUGAGGGAAGAAAUACUUGCUCCGAAUUUGUUGAGCGAACUAAAUGGGGAAAUGAUCCUUUUCGACCAAAAGCAGUAUCGGGAAGACCAGUCUGCAUUGAAGAUGUUCUCGAAACUCAGUAAAAUGCGUACGAGAGAUGAGUCUCUGGGUGUUGGUGAGACCAUGAUGGGAAGGCUUAUUGAUGGCGGAGCUUACACUAUCACUCGAUUCCACCAACGUGACAAUGUCACCGAUGGAAAUGUAAGCAGGAUUUAA
Messenger RNA from Haemonchus placei, 1398 nucleotides. NCBI's taxonomy places the organism in Eukaryota, Metazoa, Nematoda, Chromadorea, Rhabditida, Trichostrongylidae. The record is from the annotation of a GenBank genome assembly.